Molecule: messenger RNA, 687 nt
Organism: Guillardia theta CCMP2712
Lineage: Eukaryota; Cryptophyceae; Pyrenomonadales; Geminigeraceae
Exons: 1
Source: RefSeq, a predicted model, not a curated record
UCUCAGCCCAUCAUCGCCAUCAUCCUCGGAUCGACUUCCCGCGGGUAUCGCUGGGAUUCGCUCGAGGAGUCGCCGCUGGUGAUGGUGCUGCUUUCCUCGCUGCUGCGGACGCUGGAGCAAGGCUUCGAGUACCGGAUGUACGUCGGGUUUGACGCAGGCGACUUGUUCUACGAUGAUGAAAAGAGGAGGGAGGAGCUGACGCAGUGGUUCGAGAAGCACGUCUCCUCCCCCGCCAAGGACAAGGGCAUCACCGCCCGAUUCGCCUCCGUCCGUUUCCUCAACGUCCUGCGCAAGCCCGGACCCAUCUUCAACUUCCUCGCGGCCGCAGCGUUCGAGGACGGGGCUGACUUCGUCUACCGCAUCAACGACGACACCGAGUUCCGCACCCUGUGGGCCGGGGCCUUCGUGUCCUCGCUCGCUGCCUUCGACCCUCCGUUCCUCGGAGUUGUCGGGCCGACGUGCGAGGACGGGAACAGGAAGAUCCUAACGCACGACUUCGUUCACAGGACGCACUCGUACAUCUUUCAGACCUACUACCCCGUCGUCCUCUCCGACUGGUGGAUGGACGACUGGAUCUCCAAGGUCUACCCCCGCAGCAACACCGGCAGGCACGCCAUGGUAGUGGUGACCCAUCACACGUGGAUGACCGGGGGGGGCAACCCGGUGAGGUACCAGGUGGACUACUCG